Gavia stellata (red-throated loon) is the source of this 3985-nucleotide messenger RNA. It is a transcript of the gene SUCO, whose product is annotated as SUN domain containing ossification factor. The record is from RefSeq and is a predicted model, not a curated record. Gene Ontology annotation, cellular component: cytoplasm; membrane. NCBI's taxonomy places the organism in Eukaryota, Metazoa, Chordata, Aves, Gaviiformes, Gaviidae. The transcript has 24 exons. Gene Ontology annotation, biological process: regulation of bone remodeling; protein folding in endoplasmic reticulum. The coding region runs from base 1 to 3753 and encodes 1250 amino acids.
AUGAGGGAGCCGCCCCGCCGGCUCCUGGCCCUGGGCUCCUGCCUCUUCCUCUGCGCCCUGCUCUGGCUUCCUAUUUGGCAUGUCUUUUGUAAAGACGGUCUUUCAUCAGCAGUGCAAUAUGCUUCAGGUGAUGCUUGUGCCCUGGCAAAUGAUGAUGAAAAUGUCCAGGAAAAGGGGGAAGAGGCUGGUCCCAGAGUGGAGUCUGAGCAUACAGACUCAAGUACACGGAGUUACUCUACAGAAGAGCUACUUGAUGACUUCACAAAAUCUGACCAGACUACAGAAAUGAGUGAAGCAAGCCAGCCUGAAGUUGUAACUCCACCUUCAGUAGAUUUAAAUGAAGCUUCGUCUAGCAUAGUUGCAAGCACUGAAAACAUUUCCAGUUCACCUACCUCAGAGAUACCUCCAGUCUCGCAGCCCGAUGCAAUAGAAAAUUCCCGUGCUGAUAUCCCUGUAGUCAGCUCUAGUGAAGCUGAGCAGUCAGAACCUGACUGUGAUAUUGGUGGGACACUUGAGGCUGACCCUCAGAGUGAGCCUUCCUCUUUUGUCAGUCCACCAGAGAGCAUUGCAGGUCAACAUAUAGAGAACAUAUCUUCUUCACAUGGCAAGGGAAAGAAGACAAAAUCUGAGUUUGAGUCAAAAGUUUCAGCAGCUGAAAAGGGGGCAGAUGAGCAAAAAUCUGCUCUGAAUGCCUCGGAGAACUUAAAAAGGGAGAAAGACUAUAAGAAAACAGGAGAAAUUGACCCUACAUCGGUGAUAACUCCAAAGGACCCUGGAGACAUUCCAACAUUUGAUGAAUGGAAGAAGAAAGUCAUGGAAGUGGAGAAAGAAAAGAGUCAGUCAAUGCACCCUUCUGCUGUUGGUGGGCAGCAUUCAACAAAAAAGGUCCAGAAAAAUAGAAACAACUAUGCCUCUGUAGAGUGUGGUGCCAAAAUUCUGGCAGCGAAUCCAGAGGCAAAGAGCACUUCAGCUAUUUUGAUGGAAAACAUGGACCUUUAUAUGCUAAACCCUUGCAGUACUAAAAUCUGGUUUGUUAUUGAGCUCUGUGAACCAGUCCAAGUAAAGCAGCUUGACAUUGCAAAUCAUGAGUUAUUCUCUUCCACUCCUAAAGACUUUCUGGUGUCUAUAAGUGACAGGUAUCCAACAAACAAAUGGAUUAAAUUAGGUACUUUCCAUGCCAGAGAUGAGAGAAAUGUCCAAAGCUUUCCUCUGGAUGAACAGAUGUAUGCAAAAUAUGUUAAGAUGUUCAUCAAGUACAUAAAGGUGGAGUUGAUAUCGCACUUUGGAUCGGAACAUUUCUGUCCUUUAAGUCUUAUAAGGGUAUUUGGUACUAGCAUGGUUGAAGAGUAUGAAGAAAUAGCUGAUUCUCAGUAUCAGUCUGAACGACAAGAACUCUUCGAUGAAGAUUAUGAUUAUCUAUUGGAUUACAAUACAGGGGAAGAAAAAUCUUCAAAAAAUCUCCUUGGUUCUGCUACAAAUGCUAUCCUAAGUAUGGUGAAUAUUGCUGCUAAUAUGCUUGGAGCCAAAACUGAAGAGUCGUCUGAAGCUGAAGCAGGGAACAAAAGUGUGUCUGAAAAUGUCACUGCCGCCCCUGCAACUUCAACAGCUGCACCAAGACUGCCUGAACCAACUCCUGUUCCUUCACCAGAACUUGUUACUACAGAUAUUCCACAGAUAGAUAAAGAGCAAUUAACUGUGGAUUUGACAAAAGAAAGUCCUAUUGUUCAGCUAGUACAAGAGUAUGAAGAAGAUACAAGCCAGUCAACAGUAACCUUGCUGCCCAGUGAUGAUCAGGAAGAAGAAGCAUCGGCAUGGUUUGAACUUGAGACAGAAAAGUACUGCUAUGACAUGGCAACAGUAUGUUGUAUUUCCACCUUUUCAGAAUAUCUGUUUAAAUGGUGUUCAGUUGCAGUAGCCAUGGAUCGGCAGCAAAGUAAAACUGAAGGUAAACAAGGGCAAGAUUACUCUGCUGAUGUUCAGCAGCCACAGGUGGUUCUGACCGAAUCUAUACGUACGCCAGUAGAUGAGCCUCUGCCGGAGCAAUUAGACAGUAAAGUUGAGAGACCAUCUGGAUCUACUGUUGCAGUUGACCUCAGCAGUGUGGUCCAUGAGGAGAUCAGUAAUGAGACCACAGAUCCAAUUGAACUGGAACCAAGCCAUCCUCAAACUGUCUCUCAAUCCCUCCUCUUAGAAGUUACUUCUGAAAUUAAACCAUUGCCAACAACAGACAUGGUGUUGGAGCCUGCAAAAGAAGAUGCAGGCCAGGUAGCACCAAGAGUGACUCCCCAGGUGGAUAUAGCUGAGUUCAGUGCAGAAACAGAAAAGGCUGAGAGCUCUGUUGCAGAAGAAAACCCUGUAGCUUCUGAGACUAGUGUGGCCACUGAGGUAAAGGAGAUGAGCACAAGAGAGACUAUUGCUACUCCAGUGAUUUCAAAGCCUACAGAGACUGUUCUGCAGCCUGAAUAUACAGUGGGCAUGUUAGCCAGUGAUGCUGGGGAAGGGAAGGGAAGCACUCCAGAAGUGCAGAAACCUGUUUUGCCUCCUGUUGAGUCUUCUGUCGAAACAAAGGAGGAUGAUCAGGCAACUGAAGAAGCUUUAAUGGCGAUUCCGGUGUCUGGGGGACCGCAGAGAACAGCUACAGACUUCUACGCUGAAUUGCAGAACUCAACAGAUCUAGGCUAUGCAAACGGAAAUCUUGUUCAUGGAUCUAAUCAAAAGGAGUCUGUCUUCAUGCGCCUUAAUAAUCGCAUAAAAGCCCUAGAAGUAAACAUGUCUCUCAGCAGCCGUUAUUUAGAAGAACUUAGUCAGAGGUACCGAAAGCAAAUGGAAGAAAUGCAGAAGGCUUUCAAUAAAACAAUAAUAAAACUUCAGAACACCUCAAGAAUAGCAGAAGAGCAGGAUCAGCGGCAAACAGAAGCAAUCCAGCUGUUACAAGCACAGCUUACCAACAUGACGCAGCUAGUUUCUAAUCUGUCAACAACUGUGGCGGAACUAAAACGUGAGGUUUCUGAUCGGCAAACUUACCUUGUGAUUUCUCUGGUUCUCUGUGUCAUUCUGGGCUUGGUGCUUUGUGUGCAGCGGUGCCGAAGCACUUCUCAGUUCUGUGAAGAUUAUAUCUCAAAAAUUCCCAAAAGUAAUCACUACCCUAGCCCCAAAAGAUGUUUUUCCUCCUAUGAUGAUAUGAAUUUGAAAAGAAGAACUUCUCUUCCACUGGUCAGAUCACAGUCUUUUCAGCUAGCUGGUAAAGAAGUGGAUCCAGAGGACCUGUACAUUGUAGAACCCCUGAAGUUUUCCCCAGAGAAGAAGAAAAAGCGUUGUAAAUACAAAAGUGAAAAAAUAGAGACUAUUAAGCCAACAACAGAGCCUCUGCAUCCAAUAGCCAAUGGGGAAAUUAAAGGAAGGAAGCCGUUUACGAACCAGAGGGACUUCUCUAACAUUGGGGAAGUUUAUCACUCUUCGUACAAGGGUCCUCCAUCCGAAGGAAGCUCCGAAACGUCAUCGCAGUCUGAGGAGUCCUAUUUUUGUGGCAUUUCAGCGUGUACGAGUCUGUGCAAUGGGCAGACCCAAAAGACAAAAACUGAGAAGAGGGCUAUAAAACGAAGACGGUCUAAAGUUUCAGACCAAGGGAAGCUCAUAAAAACUCUAAUACAGACUAAGUCAGGGUCGAUGCCAAGCCUGCAUGACAUAAUCAAAGGAAACAAAGAUAUAACAGUGGGAACGCUUGGUGUCACGGCAGUUUCUGGACACAUCUAAAACUAGCUGAACUUCUCAAACAGGAGAGUGUUUGUUCGUUUGAGAACAGUCUGUGGUAUUCUGUGGGAGGAUAGUGGGAGACGAAGAGCUCAACUAAUUGGAAAGUAUUCAGAAAUUUGGUUUCUGCCUUUUUAAAUAGAUGGGAUUGUGUCAAUCUUGGCUAUAAGCUGCAGCUUUACAAGGCUGAUAAUUUCCUAUGAGAACAGCUUGGGGGGAGGGAGGGCAGGGUUCA